UUGAAUUUAAAAUGUUGUCGCAUUCGUCAAACUAAUGGAUAACGAUGCGCCACCAUCACUACGUGAAGUAGAAACUGCCAAUGUCAGUUAAUAACAUCGAGCUGUUUUGCUUUUCUGCUAGUGAAGUUUUCAGUUAUUGGAAAUAAUUCUGAGCUAAUCUUAUCAAAUUCCAAUUUCUAAGUUAAAACCGCUCCACAGCUUAACCAAUAAAGUUGACUAAAUAAGGAAUAAGUAAGAUAAUUUUCAGGCAAUGUGAACUAAUCAGUAAAAUAAUCUAUUUGAAAUAUGCGUAUGUUAUAUUAAGCUAUUGAGUAUAGAAUAAUAAAGUAAAAUAUGUUUGGGACGAUUCGUGAUAAGUUUCAGAUUGUGCAAGAUGGUCUUUCCGCGAGCAUUCGUGGAUUGACGCUUACCGAAUCUUCUACUAAGCCCAAAAAAAUAAUAAACGUUAGAAAAGUUAAUUACGAUGCUGGAGCUGAUAUAUUACAUCACUUUCAAAUGGAAUGGAAUAAUCUUCAUGAACUAUCGGAGGAAAAUGCACAGAAAGCUCAGGAAGCGGAUGCAUUAAUAACAACUAUUCAUGAAAAAUUAGAAUUUCAAUGGAAUUGCAUGUCAGCGUUGAAUAGUAGUUUAGCCGAGAUACCAAAAAUUAACAAUACCGUUGAGACAUUAAUAAAUAAGAUAGGCUCUUUACAAGAAAAGUUUGAUGAACUGAAUAAUGCUAUUUUUGAACUAGAAGAUUUACACGAAGUUUUGGAUUUUCAAAAAAAUCAAAUAGACCAUAAGUUACAAUUAGCAUUGUAUCAAGAAAAAAAAUUAUCAGAAUUCAAUCUUAUUAAAGAAAAGCUGGCGAGCGAACAUGCUGCCAAAGUUUUGGAGUAUGAACAAGAACAGGAAAAAAUUUUAAAAGAAAGACAAGAUACGUUCGAAGAGGCCUUUAAAGAACAAAUAAAAGAGUACAAACAAACAGGUUAUAUACCAAAAAUAUCUUCAAAUCAACAUAAAGGACCAAGUUUGGAUGAAAUAGUCCUCGAGUCAGAUUCAACUGAUUUUGAUGAAUUUCUUAAAGAAUAAUUCUAAAACCUCAAUAUUUAUGAAGCUGUCGUUUUAUAUUUUAACAUCUCC
Molecule: messenger RNA, 1122 nt
Organism: Ceratosolen solmsi marchali
Lineage: Eukaryota; Metazoa; Arthropoda; Insecta; Hymenoptera; Agaonidae
Gene: Dysb
Product: dystrobrevin binding protein dysbindin
Exons: 5
Coding region: 334-1071 (245 amino acids)
Biological process (GO): negative regulation of protein kinase activity
Cellular component (GO): cytoplasm
Source: RefSeq, a predicted model, not a curated record